Messenger RNA from Haliotis rufescens (red abalone), 1350 nucleotides. RefSeq lists its product as uncharacterized. The coding region runs from base 92 to 1009 and encodes 305 amino acids. NCBI's taxonomy places the organism in Eukaryota, Metazoa, Mollusca, Gastropoda, Lepetellida, Haliotidae. The transcript is spliced from 8 exons. The record is from RefSeq and is a predicted model, not a curated record. Gene Ontology annotation, molecular function: metallopeptidase activity.
ACAAAACAUUGACGUUAUCUACAAGUCACGUGAAAGGUGUGUUAAUCAGCGCUGAUUAUCAAGAUAGACAGAUCUGCCGGAGUCGUUCAGCAUGGAAUGGUUGCUGAUUGUUUGUGUGCUUCUCGCCACCGUUGCUGGUACUUUGACGCAAGGUUUACCGAGACUCAGUUCAGAGGACUACACAUUUCUGGAGCGCCUUCCUUCACCUCGUGUAGCACUUCCGGCAGGGUUCAAGGUCAAGUAUGUCGGUGAAGGCGGGGUCAUCAAGGACUCUAAACAAUCCUCUGGUCACUGGAUUGAAAUUGCAGGUAGUCCACACUGUUCGGACAGUGCAGUAUAUGAGGCUGCACUGAUCAUCAGCCUACAGUCCCGUCACAUGCCGACAGAGGUGUUCUCAAGACUCGCCGGGAAGUCCUCAGUUGGAGUUUUUACAAAGGCAGAGAAGAUUACGAUCUACCCCGAAUUCUAUCAUCUAAAAGAUACACCCGACUGUAAAGGGACAUGCGCUGGCCACUGCUCUCACACCUGCACGUCUGACGGACGGAAGUGGGAGUCGCUCGGAGGGGUUGAUGGGACCGGAAGGGCCAUCGUCCUGGACGACAACGUCCUGUGCACUCCCCAAGAUCCGCACCAUCACAGAGAAAACAUCCUGGUCCAUGAGUUUGGGCACGGCGUUCAGAAAUAUGGCCUUGAUUCCGCACGUAUUCAAAAGGUCAUCGCCGCCUACAACCACGCUAAGGCUGCCCACCUGUGGACACACUCGGCCUAUGCUAUGACAAACUACAAAGAAUACUUCGCGGAAGCGUCUACCGCCUUCUUCAACGUCAACCAGCAAACCAGUGCAGCCGGCAUGAACAAAUGUGGGCAUGGCUAUUAUUGUGACACUGAGGCGCAUGCGCGAGCGUGGCUGAAGCGGCACGACCCUCAGAUCUAUGACGUUCUUGUUUAUGCUUACACCAACAACCACCCCGAGAUCGCCAGCCAUCUGAAGAUAUGCCAAUCACACUAACAGACAUUAUAGCUAAAAUGGAUAGAAUUAUCAUUAAACUGCCCGCAUGUUAUCAGAAAUAGCCGCCCACUGUAACUUGAUAAUGCCCUCAUGUUGCUUGACGACGGGCCAUUAUCACGCCCGUUUUUAGGUGGCGUCAUAGGAAUAGGGAUAGGUGACGCAAAGUUCAAUAGUGACGUCAUCUGGUUUGUUCUAUGACGUUUCCAUAUUUGUAAAAGUGGGUCAGUGACAUUCUUAUUGAUUGCAGUACAUGUUUCUAAACCCAUAUUGUUGUUUAUUACUUGCCCGUGAAGAGAUCCCCAGUUAAAUAAACAUAUAGCUACGUUACACAUUGUGUAAUA